Messenger RNA from Pomacea canaliculata, 4272 nucleotides. Its product is annotated as Krueppel-like factor 4. Gene Ontology annotation, biological process: regulation of transcription by RNA polymerase II. Gene Ontology annotation, molecular function: DNA-binding transcription factor activity, RNA polymerase II-specific; RNA polymerase II cis-regulatory region sequence-specific DNA binding. NCBI's taxonomy places the organism in Eukaryota, Metazoa, Mollusca, Gastropoda, Architaenioglossa, Ampullariidae. The record is from RefSeq and is a predicted model, not a curated record.
AGCUUUUCGCUUGUUAGAACUAAGAGAAGCUUUGAUCGGCGAGCAUCCCAUCUAUUACCACUUGCUUUUUAAGUUGCUUUGCAAAAGCAAAACAGCGACGCGCAACGGUUCCGAGCCCACCGCAGCCCUCGGGAGUACAAUGACGCAAGUGCUGGAUCCUAUGUUGGACAGUCAUUCACACUUCAGCAGUUCUGUGAUUUCUAAGUUUGAAGAAAAUAUGGAUUUGCAAAUCGGUCUGGAAAGUAUUGGCACACGAAGCUGGCAAGAUGUGGAGAAUUUUCUGUACCCGGACAGCAACCCGUACGAAAGUAGCAUGGUACACAUGAUGACCGGAGCUGCUACCCACUCCUCCCCAACAGCCGUGGCGCCAUCUCUGGCAGUCACUAGCGCCCAGAGUAGCGGCCCUUUGAAAGGGGCUGGCGCUGCCAACGAGGUGUACGACGACCUCCUGGACCUGGAUUUUAUCUUGAACAACACGUCGGACAGCAGCAUGUACCCGGAAGAUGGGACCCUGAAGGUCAAGCAGGAGCCCAUGGCCGGACAUGACCCUCUGCCUGACUUCCACUCAGCUUUUCUGGACAUUCCGGACAUUAAGUACGACACUCUCACAGGCCCUGUGGCCAUCAAUUCGCGAGGCCAAACUGGGGUCAGCGUGGUGCCCUCUAGCGGCAGCCCCAAUGGUGCCACCACCGCAGCAACGUCGGCGGGCCUGGCCCUAAAGGCAGGUCAAGGCCAGACCGAGUUCAAACCCAUGGUGCCCAAGAUGGAGUACCAGCCAAGCGCCUGCACGACCUACACCGGCACCUUCACCGUUAAUUCCCACUUCCCAGAUGCCUACCUGUCGACCCAUGACCUUUCCCUUCCCGGACACAUCUCACCCCCGGCUUCCCCCGAACACCGCGAUGACCAUCACAUGAAAUGCCGCGCACAGAUGUCGCUGUACAGCGCCAUGACCCCACAACAGCAACAACAGCAGCAACAACAACAGCAACAACAGCAGCUGCUGAUGCCUCAACAUCCGCACGUGAUGCAGGCGCAGGCCCAGCACCAGCAUGCACAGAUCCUGCCCAAGAUGGUGGGCGGGGUGCACGGAAUGGGGGUACACGCUGUGCCACACCAGAUCAUCACCCCGCCAUCCUCCCCGCAGCUGGCCGACCUGCUGUUGUCGCAGUCCGGGAUGGAGGUGGGGCAGCAGCCGAAGAAGCGAGGCCGCCGCACCUGGGGCCGCAAGCGCCAGACAUCGCACUCUUGCUCGCACCCCGGGUGCAACAAGACCUACACCAAGAGCUCGCACCUCAAGGCCCACCUGCGCACGCACACGGGGGAGAAACCCUACCACUGCACGUGGAAAGGCUGCGGAUGGAAGUUCGCUCGUUCCGACGAGUUGACCCGCCACUACCGCAAGCACACCGGCGACCGACCCUUCCAGUGCCACCUGUGCGAAAGGGCCUUCUCUCGCUCCGACCACCUCUCCCUCCACAUGAAGCGGCACAUAUGAACUCUGCCCUCUCCCCCCACACACCAGUUACAAUGAACUGUGGAGGAAAGGAUCUUUCGGAGAGGUGUCCUCCAUCUUUCGCUUUGGGGGCAGCCACUUUUUGGGACAGACAGAUGCGUCGGUCGGUGCUUGUUGCACCUGUAGCCCGCCUCUCCUGAACUGUGUACCUGCGCUGCGAAAAUGGACACUUUUUUUCUCUGCUUGUAGGUUUGUCUGUAACCGCUUUGAGGCACACCUUGAGCUGAGACUGAAGGCCCAAAAUCCGAUGACUAGACUUUCGGACCACCCUGCUUCUUGCGUCGGUUUUUUACUUUGGCUUCGGGCACCCGUAACUGCGAGCUAACAGCAAAAAAAAAAAUAGAAACUGUUUUCUUUGCCUCUCAAGAGCGAGAGAGAGAACGAACGAACUUCUACUUUCACCUGAUGGCUUAGAGACGAGUUUGUUCAUGUUUUGCUAGCCACGCAGCUUUGCGUCGGGUGCCGCCUACCCUCGCCAAAAGAACAGACAGAAAGAACAGGGACGUUUUUGGCACUGCCGGCAACAUGCUGGGCCGGGUAGGUGACUGGUUCACUGUACCCGUGCCAUUUUCACCACUUUGUGGAUCACGGACUUAAAUCUCAUUUAUUAAACAACAAAAUUGCAUGAUUUUUGUGGCACUUUAAUUGUCAGGUUUGUUACCGUAUGUGGUUUUUUUUUUUUUUAAAGUACUGCAUUUUUAGCUGCACUUCCCCUGAACCCCACCCUUUGAUUUUUACACGGAGUAAAUUUGAUUUCGCUCCCCUUUUUUUAGUACUUGGCCCAAAAUUUGUCUCCCCAGAAGCAAAUUCUGAAGGGGAAUUGAACCGGGAUCGUUCGGCUGGUCUGACCUUCUCGGGGAGUGUCUUGAGAUGUCCGUGAGUCUACAAGUGAUGGCUGGUGGCCAGAGUGUCUCCCUAGCAGGGGCCUCACCGCUUGGGCUGGCCCCGGUCCGACCAGGGUCAGCGGGCCCGAGAGGAGGGGAGAUCACUCUAACCGCUGGUCAGCAGGUGAUGGCGUCACGCUGCCCGUGCUCACCACGUCACAUGUACAAUGCAUGACACUUCCAGCUUUGUGUAACAUAACCGCUUUUUAUUCAUUUCUGGCUUUUUUCUGUUUGCACAUCGCAUCGCGUUUUAUCGUUUUUAUACCUUGCAAUAUCUCUGAUGCUCUUCCCUGUUCAUUUGUUUCCUCACCAUCUCCUUCCCAGAAUGCCUCAGCAUGCAUGUAGCACAUGUGUUAAGACCUGUGUUUUUUUGGCCAUAAGAUGUUGAUGAUUCUGCAUUGACUGUGCUUAUUUACUUGUUUGUCUCAUGUAUAGAGAUUUAAAAAAAUUUGAUUUUUUUUUCUCCUUGUUUUCAGUUGGCCGAAAUUUCUAUUGUACUGCAUUGAUGCAGAUUUUACGAAAAUUUAUUUAAUAUCUAUGUAACUUUUGUUUCGCAUGUAGUCGCUUAUGAAUCAGAGGCUGGAGCCAACUGGCUUGGCUCAUCAUAUUUUAUUGCUUUGUUAUAUUUGGUUAUUAUUAUUAUUACUCUUUUAGUCAUACUACAGUCGUAACCCCGUUUUUUGCGAAAGAAAUGUUAUAUUUUAUAUGCUUUGUAAUGAGACAGAAGAUCGAGAUAAUGUUGUUACUUCAUCAGCAGUCCUCAAGCGUUGAGCAGAAUAUAUUCAGCAUGUUACGAAAGAUAAUCAAGGGCUGGCUACUUAAAAUUUGUUGGUCGUGUCGAUCACAUGAACGAUCUCUGUACUACUUAAACUAUUUUGGGAUGUGGAGAAAACAUGCAAGUGCACUUAUGCCAAAAUAUUGCGCCAUUUUCACUUUUCCUAAUUUUGUUCAGCUUUUAGUUGUAGGAAAGUUUGAAAAGGUCUUUAGCGAGCUUAGAGAUGGGACGAGGCCUGUGUAGGCUUGACGUGCAGACAAACACACAAACACACACACACAACACACAUAUACAGUUUGUUUUUGGGGUAGGAUGGACUCAUUUAGCCAGACCCACGUGCAAUUUUGUUUUUUCAGUUUUUACAACUCCAAAAUCUGGGCGGCGGGCCGUACAGUUGUGAGCAAUCACAAAUUUGUUUUCCUCUUUAUUUCUUUUUUUCAACUGUAGGAAUAUUUAAUUUUGGCUGAGUCACCGAAGGAGGUCACUUAGUUUGGGCUUUUACUCUUACAAGUCUGUUUGUUUUUGAAACAGACUAAUUAUAUUCAUGGUGCUCAGGUGGGGACCUUAGACUCGCGCAAAUGUUUACAUUUUUUAUAUUUAUGGGGAAAAUUGACAAACGAAAUAUGAAUAUUGCAUAUUGCAUGUCACUGCGCAAGAGGAGAAGAUAUUAAAAUAGAUUAUAAAUUUUCAUUGGUUUCUCAUGUGCUAAAAAUUAAAAUUGUUCAAAGUAAUUUAUCUUGAAGUGAAAGUGUCUAGACAUCAUGUCAAAUAUAUUUUAAAGGUUAACGAAUAUAUCCUCGUAUUUUUAAUGUUGCUGUUUACUUUCUUCAUAUGACUAAGAGUGAUCUUUGUUAUAUUGAAUCUGAAGCUAGUGUAUACCAUAGAGUUUGUAUUUUUGUACCUGAAUGCCAUCACUAGUCAACAAGAAAUGUUAUGUGUGCCAUAUGAUACUUUAGUCGUGGGGUCACGGCUCUAUUGAAUGUGCUCUGGCAGCACACUUUCUAUACUGUUCUCAUGACUGGGUAAACGGAAGUAUAUAACAGUCUCGCAUGUACUACUAAUUGGCACAAAAUAAAUUAUUUAUUAUAAGUUCUUAA